Messenger RNA from Aspergillus brunneoviolaceus CBS 621.78, 506 nucleotides. RefSeq lists its product as uncharacterized. The coding region runs from base 94 to 351 and encodes 85 amino acids. Lineage: Eukaryota; Fungi; Ascomycota; Eurotiomycetes; Eurotiales; Aspergillaceae. The record is from RefSeq and is a predicted model, not a curated record. The transcript has 2 exons.
UUGAUGAUGAUAGAUCUUGGAUAUUGAUGAUGUCCCCUUCAACUGUAUCUAUUUUUUCAGUUUUUCUAUUCUGGUCGUCACAAAACUCCGGUGAUGAUCGCGGGGUUGUGGCUUCUGCGCUGUCCUGGUUUGGAUGUCGCGUUGUCCCUGCCAGUGAGCGUGCGAGUGUCGGUUUCCUAUCUCCGUAGACAGGAACUGUUGAUCGCAGGUUUCGAUCGUCCACCCCCUUAUCUGCGUCAGUUGAUAUCGACUUUGCGACGGCGGCUUGGCCCGACAGUGCUCACUGGCGUUUCGUGCAAGAUCAAGGGGGAUCCCUUGCUGGAGAUCCGUGGUCGAGGCUGGAAUGUUUAGGGACCAGUUGCCGCUUGCGGAAAUCCGCUCGCCGCCUAUCAACGCCCGUCAACCAUGGGCUGGGUCGUGGGGAUGUCGGCGUCGCCGAUGGGGGGACGUGCACUGUUGCUGGCUUAGCUUAUCUCUUAUCUCUUUGACUGUCGCUGCGGCUCUCU